Molecule: messenger RNA, 825 nt
Organism: Aureobasidium subglaciale EXF-2481
Lineage: Eukaryota; Fungi; Ascomycota; Dothideomycetes; Dothideales; Saccotheciaceae
Exons: 3
Coding region: 1-825 (274 amino acids)
Molecular function (GO): phosphatase activity
Source: RefSeq, a predicted model, not a curated record
AUGUCGCAAGCAACGAGCCAACUGCCACCUAUUCGAGCAUGUCUCUUCGACAUGGACGGUCUGUUGAUCGACUCUGAAGACCUGUACACUGUAUGCACAAACGAGACUCUGCGCAAAUACGACAAGCCCGAUCUACCCUGGAACAUCAAGGCCCAGCUGCAAGGCCGUCCUGGCCCUGAGGCCGGCAAGAUCUUCCACGACUGGGCCCAACUCCCCAUCACACGCGAAGACUUCCUCCAACAAACCUCCGCCCUCCAACAAAAAUACUUCCCCUCCACCCAACCACUCCCCGGCGUCCGCGACCUCCUCAAAACCCUCGACGCAAACCCAAACGUUCACAUAGCCCUCGCAACCUCGUCCAACAAGAACAAUUUUGGCCUCAAGACCAAGCAUUUGGAGGAUGUGUUUUCGGUCUUUGAGCAACAACACCGUAUCCUCGGCGAUGAUCCUCGUAUCCCCUCUGGCAAGGGUAAGCCAGCACCGGAUAUCUAUCUCCUCGCUCUAUCGACUAUAAACGAACGUAUCCGCAAAGAAGGCAAGGAGAAGGAAAUUACACCUGCCGAAUGCCUUGUAUUCGAGGACAGUGUGCCCGGCGUGGAAAGUGGCAGAAGAGCUGGUAUGCAAGUGGUUUGGUGCCCGCAUCCUGGCCUCUUGAAUGAAUACAAGGGUAGAGAAGAGGAGGUCUUGUCAGGAACGAGUAUUAUGAAGCAGUAUGGGGUUAGCAGCGGUGGAAGCGAGGUUCCUGGAAAGGUGGGAGAUGGAUGGGCGAGAUUGCACAUGACGCUGGAGGAUUUCCCUUACAAGAGUUAUGGUAUGGAGGCAUAG